Molecule: messenger RNA, 2016 nt
Organism: Cyanidioschyzon merolae strain 10D
Lineage: Eukaryota; Rhodophyta; Bangiophyceae; Cyanidiales; Cyanidiaceae
Product: ATP-binding subunit of unknown ABC transporter
Exons: 1
Coding region: 1-2016 (671 amino acids)
Biological process (GO): negative regulation of translational elongation
Molecular function (GO): ATP hydrolysis activity; ATP binding
Source: RefSeq, a predicted model, not a curated record
AUGUUCGUAGCAACCACGCCCUUGAAACUGCCGUUGGUUGGUUCCCACGCUACGGUUGCAAGCAGGGGCCGGCGGUGUGCUUUCCUUGGCGACGCAGUGGUCAGCGUUGCUGCUGCGUCGCUCCGAGGCGAACGCUGUCGCGGACUACCCAUCGCCGGACGUUUGCACGUGCGCAUGGGCUUGAAUGCAUCGAAACUUAAAAAACAGCAGCAACAACAGCAGGGCAAGAAGAAGAACAAAGUCUCAACGAAACAAGAGGAGGCCUCCGAUGCCCCAAGUCAGAUUGACACGAACCGACGCGAUUACAUGUUCCAAAUGCUUAGGGUCAGCAAAAUCCUUCCUAAUGGAAAACAAAUUCUCAAAGACAUUUCCCUCGCCUUCUUUCCGGGGGCUAAAAUUGGUGUUGUAGGGCCCAACGGCGCCGGGAAGUCGACGUUGCUUCGUAUCAUGGCCGGUGUGGAUAAAGAGUUCGAAGGCGAGGCCCGUCCCAUGCGUACCGCUUCCAUCGGGUACCUGGCGCAGGAGCCUCAGCUCGAUGAUGGCGAGACAGUUAUGGAUAAUAUCAUGGCGGGCGUGAAAGAAAUACGAGAUAAUUUGCACCGGUUGGAGACGCUGUCUCAGCGGCUAGCGGAUCCCGCUUGCUCAGCAGCCGAGAAGCAGGAAAUUGCCCAAGAGAUCGACCAGGUUCAAGCCCAAAUUGAAGCCGCUGAUGGAUACAACCUCGAGUCGAUUUUGGAAAGGGCAAUGGAGGCGCUUCGGGUUCCUGCUCCCGAGACGCCGGUUAAAAUUCUUUCGGGCGGUGAGCGCCGACGGGUUGCACUCGUUCGUCUCUUGAUUCGUCGCCCUGAUCUACUGCUCCUGGACGAACCAACAAAUCACUUGGAUGCAGAGUCCGUGUUGUGGCUCGAACAGUAUUUGUCCAAGUAUUACACGGGAACCGUUGUUGCAGUAACACAUUCGCGCUCCUUCCUCGAAAACACCUGUGAAUGGAUCCUAGAGCUGGAAAACGGCCGCGGCAUACCGCACCAAGGCAACUACUCCUCCUGGCUUGCCGCGAAACAGCUUCGUCUGGAGCAGGACAAAAAGGAGGCGGAUGCGCGGCGACGACUCAUUGACGCCGAGUUGGAGUGGAUCCGAGCAACGCCCGCGGCUCGAAUGACGAAGAACAAAGCGCGUAUCGAUCGCUUCGAGGAACUUUACCAAACGCAGCAAGAGACGGCGGAGAGUCGUUCGCAAUCCCUUUCAAUGAAUCAGAUUCGCAUCCCCGUCGGGCCGUACCUAGGCGAGCAGGUCAUCGAAGCCGAAGGUCUCUUCAAAUGGUAUGGAGAUCGAUGCCUUAUCAGUGAUGCGACGUUCUCGAUCCCGCGCGGCUCAGUGGUCGGUAUCAUUGGUGGCAACGGUGCAGGCAAAUCGACGCUCUUCCGCCUGAUCACCGGACGGGAGCAGCCAAGCGCUGGCACCUUGCGCCUAGGCGAGACCGUCAAACUCAUGUACGCUGAUCAAGACCGAGAGACACUGGAUCCCAACAAGACCGUAUUUGAAGAGAUCUGUGGCGACGCCCAUGUCGAUACAGUGACCCUGGGCAAUCGCACAUUGAAUGCUCGGGCGUACUGCGCGUGGUUCAACUUCAGGGGCGCCGACCAACAGAAGAAAGUCGGCGUGCUGAGCGGUGGCGAGCGCAACCGCCUGAACUUGGCCAAAGCGAUUUUGAACCGAGAACACGGCGGUGCAGGUAACGUGCUUCUGCUGGACGAGCCUGGCAACGACCUCGAUACAGCCACGCUAGCGAAUUUAGAGCAAGCAAUUCUGGACUUUCCCGGUGUUGUUCUGGCGAUCAGCCACGAUCCGUGGUUUCUCAGCCGCGUCACCACCCACAUUCUCGCGUUUGAAGGUGACUCGCAGGUGCGCUUCUUCGUGGGCGGUUUCGAUGCCUAUCAGGAGUACCGGCGGGCGCGCUUUGGUGAUGAGUUUAUCAAUCCUACUCGUUUGAAAUUCCGACCGCUACCCAAAAUGUGA